Durio zibethinus is the source of this 1349-nucleotide messenger RNA. RefSeq lists its product as uncharacterized. Lineage: Eukaryota; Viridiplantae; Streptophyta; Magnoliopsida; Malvales; Malvaceae. The record is from RefSeq and is a predicted model, not a curated record.
AAACUGAAAUUACAUAAACACUCAAGAAAAAGGGAAAUAAAUAAGGAUAACGCUAUUCUCUUAUAUAACGUGCGAGAAUCAGAAUUUUCGCGAUAGUGUCGCGUGAUCUCUUUCGUUUUAUUUAUGUGACUCGCGUCUAUGAAUUUAUUUAUUUAUUAUAAAUAAAUCAGCCUCUCCAUCUGAUUCUAACCUAUCAGAAUUAGAAUUAAGGCAAAUUUGGAGAGUAGACGAAACAAUGGCUCCCUUCUGUUUACGUGGCCGUUUUCAUCACUAUAAUAAAAGUUUCAAAUUGCAUUCCAAGAAUGGAAAGAGAAAGAGUGGAAUGAAGAACAUGCAAGAGAAGUUAAGGAGGCUGAAAGCUGAGAUGGAGGAAAUCAGCGAGGAACAGAAGAAUAUAAGAGAAGGGCAGAGAAAAGUGAGGGAAAAAUUCGAAGCGAUUGAAAGCGAGUGUGAGGAAUUGAAGAGAGAAACUAAAACCAUUAUCCAGCAAACUGCCAGGACCCAAAUCAAGUUGGCCCUCAUGUUCCGAAUUUUCAAAGCCUCCCAACAGGCUGAUCUCGCCACUGUUGCCAAUCUCAAGAACUUGCUUCGUGAAAUAGUACGAAGAGAGAAUGAGGAAAGGCAAGCAUCAGGUGACAAUUGAACUGAAUGGAGAAAUUUCGUCUGCUGGUAGAAAUAUUAAGUAUAGAAUCUAGUGAGUUAAUAAAGUGGUUGCUGUCUUUUAGAAUUGAACUUACGUUUAAUCUAGUUUUUUCAUGUUUGGUGUUUUGUGACAACUUCAACUUAUUGAACUCUUAUUGUGUCUUAGGAUGAAAUUUACAUAUAAGGAAUGCCUUAAAACCAACAAGUCUGUAGAAAAUUUUAUAAUGCAAUCUAUAAGUCUAUGGUUCUACUAGAAUAUUCUAUGAGUUUGUGGUGCUUUAUACCAUGAGAAGCAAAUUUGUGCUUAUAGUUUGUGCAAUUUCACUGUAUUGGAGGAGUGAUUUGAAGAACGUGGAGCUUCUGGGAUCCAAAUUGCUAGUUAUUGUAAAUAUUUGUGUGUGUGUGUGUGUGUAAACUCACACAAAGAGUCAUGCAACUCUGAGACAGUUUAGGGGUCAGGAGUAGGAAGUUCUGGCUUGGAUGCUUUUGCAAGGUUCUUCUUGAGUUAUGAAUGAGCCAAAUAAGCUAGAUAGAUAGUGUUGUUUGGGUUCAGGGUUCAUUACUAUCCAUUCCAGUGUCCUAGGGUUUGUGCCACAAGUCAAAUUACAUGGUAAACGUCAUGUUGAAAUGACAUGGUCAUAGGAUGAUAAACUAGUUUCUGAAAUGAUAGUUGCUAGGUGUUUUGCUUGUGGCUUUUGUAGCCAGAU